Messenger RNA from Spodoptera littoralis (African cotton leafworm), 1554 nucleotides. The record is from the annotation of a GenBank genome assembly. NCBI's taxonomy places the organism in Eukaryota, Metazoa, Arthropoda, Insecta, Lepidoptera, Noctuidae.
AUGCCUAUAGGCCUUAGCGAGGGCUGGAACCAGAUCCAAUUCAACCUUGCAGAGUUCACAAGACGUGCUUAUAAGAAACAGUUCAUAGAAGUACAAAAGGUGAAAAUCAAUGCUAACAUACGAUUAAGACGAAUAUAUUUUGCGGAGCGACUCAUUCCAGAGGACCAACUACCUGCAGAAUAUAAACUAUUUUUCCCUUUGAAAACUAAACCAGGAGGUUUUCAACAAAAAGAAAUAGGAAAAAGAAAAGACGGAGAGGACGAAAAGGUAGAGAAUGUUGUUGUUGAUACUGCAGGUGCAGGUGCAGAACAAAAUGUUGAAAUAGCUAAUGUAGCUGAAAUAGGAGAAGACGUGCCAGACUUGUCAAAGAAAUCGGCGACGUAUUCCAAAGUAAGGGGUUCGAUGCAAGUUAUCAAAACAGCCUCACAAGCACCAGCAUAUGAAGAUAGAAGUUCUCAAAUGUUCCAAGUACACGAAGAUAAACUUGUUCGGGUUAACGCUUCAACAGUAGUGCCUGGACUGUCUGAACAGUUAGCGGAGGUUGAAAAAGAGGAGUCAGAACAUAACUUAGUAUUAACUGCUAUAACUACUGAAGCCGCAGUUGCCGUACCUAGUGAAGCCGUAGCUGCCGUAUCUACUGAAGCAGCAGCUGCCGUAUCUACUGAAGCAGCGGCUGCCGUAUCUACUGUAGCAGCAACUGCUGUACGUAGUCAAGCAACAACUCCCGUACCUAGUCAAACAACAGCUGCGGUACCUAGUGAAGCCGCAGCUCCUGUACCUAGUCAAGCAUCAACUACCGUACCUACUCAAGUAGGAUCUGCCGUAUCUACUCAAGCAGCAAAAGAAGAUGAUACUACUAUUAUGGAAACACCUUUGCCUGAAGAAGCUGAGGGUCAAGCAAUCGUUGUACAAAACGUUGGUGAACAAAGUGGAGUCACUGUUCUUACUGAGAUCACUGAGGUCACUGAGAUCAAUGAACCAGAACAAAUUCCUACUGAAGGACAAAAAAAAGGAAAGGUUAAAGAAAAACCAAAAGAAGAAGAAGUAGUAGUAAUAGGUCCUCCAGCCGAGGGAGUGGUGCCACCUGCAGGGGCGCCAAUAGAAGCAAAGCAAUCGCAAUUAUCAAAGAAGAGUGAAGUCAUUCCGGUUCCAUCGAGCACUGCACCAGCAGAAAAGGUGGAAGAAGGCGCGGAAACUGCGGCAGUUCCAGAAACGGAAGCCCCAGCGGAGGCGGCACCACCACCAGAAGGGGUAAAAUCGGCUACAGAGGUAGCGCAACCAGAAGAAGGCGCCGAACCAGCGGCUGAGGAAGCUGCUGAGCCAGCCGCUGAGCCAGCCGCUGAGCCAGCUGCUGAGCCAGCUGCUGAGCCAGCUACUGAGGAAGCUGCUGAACCAGCUGCUGAGCCAGCUGCUGAAGCUGUAGAAGAGGCACCUCAAGAGGCAGAAGGUACUGUAGAACCCGCGGCUGAAGAACCUGUGGAAACUGCUGGAGUGGAAGCCCCAGAAGCCGCAGAAGCCCCAGAAGCUCCAGAAGCAGAAGUAGUAGAGGCAUAA